GCCACCUGAAACUGGGUGCCGCCGUGCUGCAGUUCACGGCGCAGCAGCCUGGUGUCUGCUUCUUCAGACUUUGUUCCCAGCAGGCCGCGCGGAAGCCACUUGAUGCUCUGUUUCAGGCGCAGCGCUACGAGAUUGCGGUGUGACAGAAUCACCUUGGCAUCAUUAUCUAUCUUCUGCAACCAGGACCGGCCAAUGGCGGUAGCUGGCUCGCCUUCAGCCAGCCGAGAGAGACAGCAUCUCUGUGGAGUACACUAUUACACCGUCCGCUGGAAGACCUGGCCGAACUCACAAUGCUGUACACUACCCGGAAAGCCAACCGUAUGCUCCAGCUGCCCCUCGCAGAGAACUGUGGGGAUCGGCUUCUCUCCGCCUGAAACCCGGGGCAAGGUGACGGACAUUCCGCAUGAUCAAUCUCACUCCUCCAGAAGUCAGCCAGAAGAGCUAGAUGCUCUAACCAAGACGGCUCUGAUCGAGCUCUCGCUCUCGCUCAGUGGUGUAAAAACAGAUCAACUGUACGCGAAAAUUGAGAGCAAACAGCACAAAUUCAACUGGUUGGGCUUCGAGAGACCAUCGAGAUGCGGAUAGCUCGUUGAUGCUUCUGAAGAUCGAGUCACUG
This is a messenger RNA of Aspergillus saccharolyticus JOP 1030-1, 616 nucleotides long. RefSeq lists its product as uncharacterized. The transcript has a single exon. Bases 103 to 585 code for a protein of 160 amino acids. The record is from RefSeq and is a predicted model, not a curated record. Lineage: Eukaryota; Fungi; Ascomycota; Eurotiomycetes; Eurotiales; Aspergillaceae.